Staurois parvus is the source of this 298-nucleotide messenger RNA. Lineage: Eukaryota; Metazoa; Chordata; Amphibia; Anura; Ranidae. The record is from the annotation of a GenBank genome assembly.
CUGCUCUAGGAGGAUGCAAAACCCCUGACCUCUGUCUGGACAGUGCUGAUUGGCCCUAUGCUGAUUACAUGCACUCUCCCAAGACAAAAAAAAAAACUCUCUAGCAAUGCACAUUAAACUGAGCAUGUGCAGAAUGGCUACGGGUUCAGUCUGUCUUAACAGGAGAAGAGGAGAAGCAGAAAAGACAGGAUCAAAUGGUCUUUACGUAAUGCAGAGGAUUAACCCCUUAGGUUCCACAAUGAGUAUAAUGAGCAUGCUUUAUUACAUAUACAGACUGAUUUUACUGUUGUGGGUUUAG